Molecule: messenger RNA, 1815 nt
Organism: Triticum turgidum subsp. durum (durum wheat)
Lineage: Eukaryota; Viridiplantae; Streptophyta; Magnoliopsida; Poales; Poaceae
Source: the annotation of a GenBank genome assembly
AUGGCGGACCGUUUGACCCGUAUCGCGAUCGUGAGCGAGGACAAGUGCAAGCCGAAGAAGUGCCGCCAGGAGUGCAAGAAGAGCUGCCCCGUUGUCAAGACCGGUAAGCUUUGCAUUGAAGUUAGUCCAGCGGCCAAACUUGCAUUCAUUUCUGAAGAGCUGUGUAUUGGUUGUGGUAUUUGUGUUAAGAAAUGCCCAUUUGAUGCCAUUGAAAUCAUCAAUCUUCCAAAAGAUUUGGAGAAAGAUACUACCCAUCGCUAUGGACCGAAUACCUUCAAAUUGCACAGGUUGCCUGUUCCAAGACCUGGUCAAGUUUUGGGUCUUGUUGGAACCAAUGGAAUUGGGAAGUCAACAGCACUUAAAGUCUUAGCUGGCAAGCUGAAGCCCAAUCUGGGACGAUUCAAAAAUCCACCUGACUGGCAAGAGAUCCUUACAUAUUUCCGUGGGUCUGAACUUCAGAACUAUUUUACGCGCAUAUUGGAGGAUAACCUGAAGGCAAUCAUCAAGCCGCAGUAUGUUGACCAUAUUCCAAAAGCUGUUCAAGGAAAUGUAGGGCAAGUACUUGAGCAGAAAGAUGAGCGGGAUAUGAAAAAUGAGCUGUGCGUUGAUCUUGAAUUGAACCAAGUUAUUGACAGAAAUGUAGGAGAUCUGUCUGGUGGCGAGCUUCAGAGAUUUGCAAUAGCAGUUGUUGCUGUACAAAGUGCGGAAAUUUACAUGUUUGAUGAGCCAUCAAGUUAUUUGGACGUUAAACAGAGGCUUAAGGCUGCCCGAGUCAUUAGGUCUUUGCUUAGAUCAAACAGCUAUGUCAUCGUUGUCGAACAUGACUUGAGUGUCUUAGAUUACUUGUCCGACUUUAUUUGCUGCUUAUAUGGGAAGCCAGGUGCUUACGGUGUAGUUACGUUACCAUUUUCGGUCCGAGAAGGUAUCAAUAUUUUCCUGGCUGGAUUUGUUCCAACAGAAAACCUUCGGUUUCGAGAUGAAUCUCUUACAUUUAAGAUUGCGGAGACCCAGGAAAACGCAGAGGAAGUUGCUACGUACCAGCGGUACAAGUACCCUACCAUGAGCAAAACACAGGGAAAUUUCAAGCUCUCUGUCGUUGAGGGUGAAUUCACUGAUUCUCAGAUUGUUGUGAUGCUUGGUGAGAACGGCACAGGGAAAACUACAUUCAUCAGAAUGCUGGCCGGGUUGUUGAAGCCAGAUACCAUGGAAGGAACUGAGGUUGAAAUUCCUGAAUUCAAUGUGUCCUACAAGCCUCAAAAGAUCAGCCCAAAAUUCCAGCAUCCAGUGAGGCACUUGCUUCAUUCGAAAAUACGCGAUUCAUAUACUCAUCCUCAGUUUGUAUCUGAUGUUAUGAAACCACUACAAAUUGAGCAACUCAUGGACCAGGAAGUUAUUAAUUUAUCAGGUGGAGAGCUCCAGAGAGUAGCAUUAUGUUUGUGCCUUGGAAAGCCUGCAGAUAUUUAUUUAAUUGAUGAGCCAAGUGCAUAUCUUGAUUCAGAGCAGCGUAUUGUUGCCUCGAAGGUUAUCAAAAGAUUCAUCCUUCAUGCAAAGAAAACUGCAUUUAUUGUGGAGCAUGAUUUCAUCAUGGCAACCUACUUAGCGGACAAGGUUAUUGUUUAUGAGGGACUUGCUUCUAUUGACUGUACUGCCAAUGCACCACAGUCUUUGGUAUCUGGGAUGAAUAAAUUCUUAUCGCAUCUUGACAUUACAUUUAGAAGAGACCCGACCAACUAUAGGCCACGAAUCAACAAACUCGAAUCAACGAAGGACAGAGAACAAAAGAAUGCAGGGUCCUACUACUACCUAGAUGACUAA